Molecule: messenger RNA, 360 nt
Organism: Tremella mesenterica DSM 1558
Lineage: Eukaryota; Fungi; Basidiomycota; Tremellomycetes; Tremellales; Tremellaceae
Exons: 1
Coding region: 1-360 (119 amino acids)
Source: RefSeq, a predicted model, not a curated record
AUGGCCGGUCAUUGUUGUUCCUCCUUUACUUCAGCAUUGGUGGAAGCACUACAGCCUGUAUUUCACAGCAGUGCCAAUUCUGUCAUGAGGAAUUCAGAGGAUGCAGUGAGAGCUUCAAAAAGCUCUGCUGCUGAUUUGGUCUUGGAAGAUGCGAUGGCAGAGGAGAGAGAGCAGAGGUAUCUUGCCAGCUGUUGCAAGCAUGGGGUGGAUUAUCCAGGCAUGGCCAGACUCAAUGGCUCUGUUCAAGAUAGUGUCGGUAUGCUGCUUUGCUGGCCCCCUCACCAUCCGCAUCCCCAUGUCAUGACAACCGCCAAAUGGACUCCACGCUGUCUGAUCCGGAAGUGUCACAAGACCAACUAA